UAAAAUUACAAAAAGUAGAUCGCAGACGCACCAGCCGCAGCCUGCCUUUUGCUUUUGCAAUUUUAAAUUUUAAUAAUAGCAGUGAGGCUUACGGCAUAGGUUGUUCUAGGUUGUUGGUGCGUUUCGGUAUUGGUAUUGUCACGUUGGUGCUAGCGCGGUAAUUACGUAAGGCGUUACAACUGCCGGGUGGUGUCGGGUUUCUAUGAUUUGGGGAUUAUUUACUAACUAAUAUUAAAUCUACAAAUUAUCAAAAUGUUAAAUUUAAAAAUGAUUUCUAAAUUCGCGCCUCUUAAAUCGAGAAGUGCGGAAAUUAGCACAUUACUUAAGACCUUACCAGCAGCAUGCAGUCAGCUUCAGGGCAGGACUUAUGCGGACCAUGUUAUUCCAGACAGAUUAAAGGAUAUGCCUACCAACGCUAAUCCUAGAUUUUUCGACAUGGUUGAAUAUUUCUUCCACAAAGCCUGCGUUUUAGUAGAGGAUAAAUUGGUGGAAGACUUAGGAAACGUCAAGGGAUCCAGGUUAAAUUUGGAUCAAAGAAAAGCCAAAGUAAAAGGUAUUUUAACCUUUAUGGAACAAUGUGAUCAUAUUCUCGAAGUUGCCUUUCCCAUUAAGAGGGACAAUGGGCAGUAUGAAAUCAUUAAAGGGUACAGAGCUCAACACAGCACCCACAGGACUCCAUGCAAAGGGGGUAUGCGUUUCUCCAUGGACGUUUCCAGAGACGAAGUCAAAGCUUUGGCAGCCUUGAUGACAUUCAAAUGCGCCUGUGUAGACGUUCCAUUCGGAGGAGCCAAAGCCGGAGUUAAAAUCGACCACAAGAAAUACUCUGAACAUGAAUUAGAAAAGAUCACUAGGAGAUUUACUUUGGAAUUGGUCAAAAAAGGAUUUAUUGGACCCAGUAUUGAUGUACCUGCUCCUGACAUGGGUACCGGCGAAAGAGAAAUGUCCUGGUUAGCCGACACAUACGCCAAAACCAUUGGUUUCCAAGAUAUAAAUAACCAUGCCUGUACUACUGGAAAACCCAUCAACCAGGGAGGUAUUCACGGACGUGUCUCUGCUACUGGUCGUGGAGUUUUCCAUGGUAUUGAAAAUUUCAGCAACGAGGAAAGUUACAUGCAAAAGUGUGGAUUGACAACUGGCAUCAGAGGAAAAACCGUAAUUAUUCAAGGUUUCGGUAAUGUCGGUUUGCACACCAUGAGAUACCUCCACAGGGCAGGCGCCAAAGUAAUUGGUGUUAUUGAAUAUGAUGGAUCUAUCUUCAAUGAAAACGGUAUUGACCCCAAGGACCUUGAAGAUUACAGAGUUACCAACGGUAGCAUUAACGGUUUUCCUGGAGCCAAGAAAUACGACGAUAACUUACUAUUCCACGAAUGUGAUAUCUUGGUACCCGCUGCUACUGAAAAAGUAAUUACCAAAGACAAUGCCGACAAAGUCAAAGCUAAAAUCAUCGCUGAAGCCGCCAACGGACCAUUGACACCAGCCGCUGAUGAAAUCUUACUUAAAAAGAAUGUGCUAGUCAUUCCCGAUUUGUACGUUAACGCUGGUGGUGUGACAGUCUCAUUCUUUGAAUGGUUAAAGAACAUCAACCACGUUUCAUACGGACGAUUGACCUUCAAAUAUGAAAAGGACUCCAACUACCAUUUAUUACAAUCUGUUCAAGAAUCUCUCGAAAGGAAAUUUACCGACAUAGGAUCAAUCCCCAUCUUGCCAUCUGCACCCUUCAACAAGAGAAUUGCUGGUGCUUCUGAAAAAGAUAUUGUACAUUCUGGUCUUAGUUUCACAAUGGAAAGAUCUGCAAAGGCUAUCCUUAAAACCGCCAGUCAGUACAACCUUGGUCUCGAUUUAAGAAGCGCAGCUUACAUCAACUCCGUUCAGAAGAUUUUCCAAACCUACUCAGAGGCUGGUCUUACUUUCUAAACACUUUUUACCUGAGGGUGAAAUAUAAAAUACUAACUAUCAAAUGUUACCUUAUGCUGUUAUACUAACUAUGCUGUUUAAAACUUAUAAUGGUAAAAUGAUAAUCAUUCGCUAUCCGGAAUCCGGAUAAUUUUUCGCUAGACGUUAUAGGUAUACAAAUUUUAUAAUCAUUCAUAACCAACUUUAAUGAAUGAUUUUAUACACGGACUUUAUUAGUGCCACUAUUAAUAUCUUACACAUUUUAUAAUAUUCAAUUUCAUUAUACAACCAUAUAUACAACUAUGUAAUUAUAAGAAUGUAUUUACAAUCGUACAAUGUACAUGUUACUUUAAAAUAAAUUUAAAACAUUUCA
Diabrotica balteata is the source of this 2266-nucleotide messenger RNA. The record is from the annotation of a GenBank genome assembly. NCBI's taxonomy places the organism in Eukaryota, Metazoa, Arthropoda, Insecta, Coleoptera, Chrysomelidae.